GUUGAACGUAGAUGGCCUCUUGGUAUAUUUUCCCUAUGACUACAUCUAUCCAGAACAGUUUUUAUACAUGCAAGAACUAAAGCGUUCUUUGGAUGCCAAGGGUCAUUGUGUGCUGGAGAUGCCCUCAGGAACUGGAAAAACUGUUUCAUUGUUGUCACUGAUUAUUUCUUACAUGCAGGCAAAUCCACUACAUGUCACAAAGAUGAUAUAUUGCUCAAGAACAGUUCCAGAGUUGGAAAAGGUUGUUGAGGAAAUGAGAGGGCUUAUAGAGUACUACACACAGGAGACUGGUGAGAUUCCAAACUUUGUUGGACUUGCCCUCAGCUCACGCAAGAACAUGUGUGUGCACCCACAGGUGAGCCAGGAAAGAGAUGGGAAAACUGUUGAUGGUAAAUGCCAUCAAUUGACUGCAUCAUUUGUGCGAAACCGACACAAGAGCAACCCAAACAUCCCUGUUUGUGAGUUUUAUGAGGAGUUUGAUUCUAAUGGAAGAAAUAUCCCUUUGGCUCCAGGUGUCUAUGGAUUGGAUGAUCUGAGGGAGUAUGGCAGAAAGACAGGAAUGUGCCCAUACUUUCUGGCCAGACAUGCUAUUAAUCAAGCUCAAGUCAUUGUCUACAGCUACUAUUAUCUCCUUGACCCAAAAAUAGCAGAACUGGUCUCAAAAGAGCUGCCAAAACAGUCUGUUGUGGUAUUUGAUGAAGCACACAAUAUAGACAAUGUAUGUGUGGAGUCCAUGAGUGUGAAAAUAACCAGAAAGACAAUUGAUCGUUGUAACCAAAAUAUUGAAGAUCUUAGUAAACAGAUAAAGAGAAUAUCAUUAAAUAUUCCUAUGUUAGAAAGGUCACAUUCAUUUUAUAGUUAUGCUGUAUAUCCCAUUCUUCUAAACUUGACCCACAUACAUUUUUGUGUUGUGUUUAAAUCUGACUAUGUGGUUUCAGAAAGUCCGCCUUCGUUUUUGAAGGACUGUCAAGCUAAAGUUUGCAUCGACAGGAAACCAUUGAGAUUUUGCUCUGAACGGCUUUCUUCACUCUUGAGAACGCUUGAAUUGGCAGACAUCAAGGACUAUUCAUCUCUCUCACUUGUUGCCAAUUUUGCUACCCUCAUCAGUACAUACACUAAAGGUAAAUCUAGAUCAAUCAUGAUUGAACCAAUUAUGAACUUCAGCUGCCUGGAUGCCACAAUUGCGGUGAAGCCUAUAUUUGAUAGAUUUCAGACUGUGGUUGUCACCUCUGGGACAUUAUCACCUCUGGAUAUGUAUCCAAAAAUUCUGGACUUUCAACCUGUCACCAUGGCAACCUUCACUAUGACAUUGGCAAGACCUUGCAUCUGCCCUAUGAUUGUGAGCAAGGGAAAUGACCAAGUAGCAAUCAGCUCUAAAUUUGAGACAAGAGAGGACAUUGCUGUGACCAGAAACUAUGGGAACCUGCUGGUGGAGAUGGUAACGAUUGUCCCUGAUGGAGUGGUGUGCUUCUUCACCAGUUAUAUUUACAUGGAAACCAUUGUUGCAGCCUGGUAUGAACAGGGAAUUAUUGACCAAAUUCAGAAGCACAAGCUCCUGUUCAUUGAAACCCAAGAUGCAGCAGAAACAUCAUUGGCAUUGCUCAACUAUCAGAAGGCAUGUGAAAAUGGACGUGGAGCUGUUCUUCUGUCCGUUGCCAGGGGAAAAGUUUCUGAAGGAAUUGAUUUUGAUCAUCACUAUGGACGUGCAGUAAUUAUGUUUGGUGUUCCCUAUGUAUACACACAGAGUCGAAUUUUGAAGGCUCGCUUAGAGUAUCUGCGUGAUCAGUACCAAAUCAGGGAGAAUGAUUUCCUGACCUUUGAUGCCAUGCGCCACGCUGCCCAGUGUGUGGGCCGGGCACUUCGAGGAAAAACUGACUAUGGCAUCCUGAUCUUUGCUGAUAAGAGAUUUUCCAGAGCUGACAAGCGGGGGAAAAUUCCACGCUGGAUUCAAGAGCAUCUCACAGAUAACCUUUGCAACCUCUCCAUUGAUGAAGCAGUUCAGGUGGCUAAAAGAUUUCUCAGACAGAUGGCCCAACCUUUUAGCCAGAAAGACCAGCUGGGCUUGUCCCUCCUGACUCUUGAACAGCUUCAAUCAGAAGAAACACAGAAGAAAAUUGAAAACAAGAUUCAGCAUGUCUGA
Candidula unifasciata is the source of this 2140-nucleotide messenger RNA. The record is from the annotation of a GenBank genome assembly. NCBI's taxonomy places the organism in Eukaryota, Metazoa, Mollusca, Gastropoda, Stylommatophora, Geomitridae.